Messenger RNA from Adelges cooleyi (spruce gall adelgid), 1780 nucleotides. RefSeq names its product cytosolic carboxypeptidase 6. The transcript is spliced from 12 exons. NCBI's taxonomy places the organism in Eukaryota, Metazoa, Arthropoda, Insecta, Hemiptera, Adelgidae. The record is from RefSeq and is a predicted model, not a curated record. The coding region runs from base 68 to 1780 and encodes 570 amino acids. Gene Ontology annotation, biological process: proteolysis. Gene Ontology annotation, molecular function: metallocarboxypeptidase activity; zinc ion binding.
UCGGAAACAACGUUUGUUUGUGCCGUUUACAACCGUCUGCGACCAUAACAGAACCGGGGCCUUGACGAUGGCCGAUUACGAAUCUGACAGUGACGAAGGGGAAUCUGGACUGGGCAAUGUGACCAGGAUGAUCAUGCGACCUCCCGGUCACAGUGGCAAAGCAAAAAAAGGUCAUUUGUGUUUUGACGCUUCAUUCGAAACUGGUAAUUUAGGAAGAAUCGAUCUGGUGUCCGAAUUCGAGUACGACUUGUUCAUAAGACCGGAUACUUGCAAUCCGCGACAUCGGUUAUGGUUCAACUUUGUAGUGGAAAACACCAGGCAAGACCAAAACGUCAUCUUCAACAUAGUAAACAUCAGCAACAACAAUAAUCUGUAUCAGUUUGGGAUGACACCCUUGGUGAGAAGUUCCAGCAGGCCCAAGUGGUCUCGUAUACCUCUGAACAGGACUCACUAUCAUCGGUCGCCGUACCACCACAACAACUACGUGCUGAGCAUAUUAUUUUCGUUUGACAAGGACGACGAUAGCUAUCAGUUUUCGUACACGUAUCCGUAUUCGUAUUCGCGGCUUCAGAACUAUUUGUCUUUGGUGGAGAAAAAGAAACUGUCGUUUUUCAAACGAGAACUCCUGGGAAAAUCCAUACAAAACAGAAGGCUGGAUCUGAUCACGAUUACGAAUCCAAAAAACAUGAAUACCACGGAGAAAACGCACGUGGUCGUGAUAAUGGGAAGAGUGCACGGAGCCGACACUUCGAGCUCUUACGUUUGCCAAGGUAUCGUAGAAUUUUUGAUCAGCAACCAUCCGACUGUGGUGCGCCUUAGGAAAAAAAUCGUAUUCCAAAUAAUUCCCAUGAUAAAUCCGGAUGGAGUGACUCUCGGCAAUUCCAGGACCAAUCUGUUGGGAAUUGAUUUGAAUAGAGCUUGGCACAAAAUAUCACAAUGGGUUCAUCCGACGUUACACGCUGUUCACAACCAUUUGAUGGAAAUCAACGGCAACGAGAAAAUAGAACUGGACUUGGUAAUCGAUGUGCACGCCCACUCAUCUCUACACGGCGUUUUUACCUAUGGAAAUACAUAUGACGACGUAUACAGAUACGAAAAACAUAUAUUGUUUCCCAAACUGUUGGCACAGCACAUGAAAACGGGACACGAAUCUUCAUACACAAUGUGCAACAGGGAUUCAAGGAAAUGCGGUACUUCGCGCAGGCUUUUGUGUCAAUCCCUCAAAGACAAAGUGAACUGCUACUCUCUGUUCGUGUCCCAUUACGGAUACAGAGUUUCGCCAAAAACCAUGAUCGCGUUCAACGAAGAAUCGUUCUACACUAUAGGCCGAUGUGUGGUGCUCACUUGUUCGGAUUACUUCAAGUCCACCGGCGUGCUGGCCCAGCAGCCAAAGGGUUCAAGCCAAAAUUCCAAAAAGAGGGACAAGAAACGCAAACGGACUUAUCGCAACCGGCACUUGGGCAACGACGAGCACGCGCACUUGUUCAAGAAGAAAGCCAAGAAAAACGCGUUGACACUCAAGACAAUCGACAUCAAGGACUCGUUCAAACACGUGUUUUCCAACAUGGAUCUUAAGAGCAAACACGACCGUCAUCAUUUCCUGGCGAGACCAUUGGAUCAGUCUAAACCGAACAAAUCGACUACCGGCCAAAACCCAUGGCGAAGUUGUACCGACAACGGCAGUUCUCACUUGUUUUCAAUCAUAAACGUCAACGACAUUAUUAGAGAAACGGGUGCGCUCAACACUGGGCCUUUUACGAAUAUCCGUGGCCAAAAGUAG